Molecule: messenger RNA, 2043 nt
Organism: Exophiala aquamarina CBS 119918
Lineage: Eukaryota; Fungi; Ascomycota; Eurotiomycetes; Chaetothyriales; Herpotrichiellaceae
Exons: 1
Coding region: 1-2043 (680 amino acids)
Molecular function (GO): ubiquitin binding
Source: RefSeq, a predicted model, not a curated record
AUGGAAGAAGUUACAGGGAUCCCAGGCGGCGUCCCGCCGCUGGCAACAUAUCCCCGACCCAACGUCAAAUCGACUCUACCAUCCACCGAGUGGGAAGUGUGUCUCGAUUCCUGGCUCUUCAGUCUUGAAUAUCGUCUGCGACUCGCAGAUGAGCAAUUUCAGAAAUUCAAGUUGUCGCAGGGGCCGAGUGGUGUUCAUUUCCUGGUUUCCCUAUAUUGCUCAGCCUUGGAGGGUUCCCAUAUAUCGCCAUCACCGGUGGCUCAGAAGGAGCGUCUGUUGCUUAAGCGAGCGUAUCUGCUACUCAGGAGGCUUCUCCUGGUGACCCAAACACCUUUUGAAUACGAUAGCGCAAACCUGAUUGAUUUACUAGGCCUUGCGAGCCAGGUCUACUCAGCAGUCGGAGAUUGGAAAGCCACACUCAGUGCUCUGUGGAAGCGGGAUAAAGUCCAACUGUCCUCCGCGGUGGACGGCUGGAAGAAGACAGCGUUGACCGAUCUAAGUGCACAGCUAGAGUCGUCUAAGCUUUUAAACACAUACAAGCGUCUCAAUCUGUUGGUCAAGGCUUCACCCGAGGUAGGCCUUGUCCUCAUGACAGGAUCAGACUACCUCGAAUCCCUCAUGGAAGCCUAUGAUCGCACACAAUCGAUACCGAACCCGGCUACAGUACAGAAAGUGUUGACUGAACAUAUCUUCUACUGUUUUCGAAGUCUCAUGUCCGAUGGUUCUCGUCAUGGAUCGAUGCUCUUGGAUCAUCUCUAUCAUAUGAAGUCCGAGUCUGAACGGCUGGCGAAGGCUCAGUUACAUGCGCGAACACUUUGUUCAAGUUUGAUUUGCACAACUUCUCUCCUCAGACACUUGGCUGCAGAUGAUGCGGUAAGCGGUGGUAAACGUGGCCAAGACUUGCUAGAAUUUUUCACAAAUUAUCGUCAGAAUAACAUCCACCUUCAUCCACCUCUCGCGCCCAGAAGACGCAAAGUGUCAAAGGGAAAAGGAAAGGCAAACGCGGCCGAGGAGAUGCAUAUGCACAAAGCUUCCCAGAUAUCACAGGUUCACGAACUAUUUCCUGAUCUGUCCAAUCACUACAUUCUUAACCUGCUCGAUCACUUGAACGAUGACACAGAGGCAGUCAUUGCCGCCCUUCUUGAACCUGGCUCGUUGCCGGCAAACCUACGAGAUCCACAGGUAACUCAAGGACAAGCUGAGUCCUACGAUGGACCUGCCCACGAUCUCGCGCCACACACGACACCACCGCUCUUGCCUCGACGGAAGAAUGUUUUCGAUGGGGACGAUUUUGAUAAUCUGAGAAUAUCAAGGUCUCGAUUGCAAAAAGGCCGAAAAGAUAUCAAUGUCGAUCAACCUCAGGAUGCCAAUUCUCACAACCGCAGCAAAGCUGCGAUUCUGGCCGCGUUGGCUGCAUUUGAUUCGGAUGAUGAUGAAAGGGAUGACAGUUAUGAUGUGGCUGACGUUGGAGGAACAGUCGAUUCAACAAUUGACACGGAUAGCAGACCGCGUCCAGACAACGCACCAGAGCAGGACGCCCACGAGGAGCUUAUGUUCAAGGCUUGGAAGGCAAACGAAGAGGUCUUUGGGCGUGAUAGUAAGACCCGUGUCUCCAAAGUGCGACAAGACUUGAAACGGGAAACGGGAAUGAGUGACGAACAAAUCGAAGGUUGGGCUAUCAUGUUAAAGAAAGAUGCUAGGCUACAAGAGCGCUUGGAAAAGAGAUACUCUGUUUCGAGAACCCACGGUGGCAAUCAACCUGCUCUCGCCACCUCGCGAUGGCAAGGUGAAACGCCAGAGGAUAGUGAAGAAGGGGAAUCGGCCAAUGCUGGCCAUCGUGUGGGGCAGGCCCAGAUACGUGGUAAUCGUAACUGGGGUCGCGGCCGAGGAGGGAGCACUACUGGUCCUGCUGGUGACUCUUCUACCCAAGCGGCAAGGAGAAAAAAGGAACAAGGGAAAGGUCGAGGGGGAGCAAGUCACAAUCGCAGGGAAGGUAGAGCACGAAAGAUGGGCAGAGGUAUGGCCGGUCCUCCAGCACAGUAG